Molecule: messenger RNA, 913 nt
Organism: Ochotona princeps (American pika)
Lineage: Eukaryota; Metazoa; Chordata; Mammalia; Lagomorpha; Ochotonidae
Gene: NCR3LG1
Product: natural killer cell cytotoxicity receptor 3 ligand 1
Exons: 3
Coding region: 10-825 (271 amino acids)
Biological process (GO): negative regulation of T cell proliferation; T cell costimulation; cellular response to lipopolysaccharide
Cellular component (GO): external side of plasma membrane
Source: RefSeq, a predicted model, not a curated record
GCCUCGGAGAUGAACUUGAGGGAAAACGAAAUGGCCAGGAGGAGUGGGGGCUUGGCGCCCUGGCGGUUCUGGUGUCUUCUCCUGGUGCUGUGGGGUGUACUGGAGGCCGCAGGAUUUCGGGUGGAGAUGGCAGAUAGGACUCAGACCGUGUUUCUCAAUGACAACACCACCAUCAUCUGCAAGAUCCCUGGUUCUCCUGCUCUGGACAUCAGCACUGUGGGCGUUGUUUGGUCUGUGAAGAGAAAAGGAUCAGAAGAGAAAGUUCUUCUGUUUGAAUAUUAUGGAGAUCACAAGAAGGCAUACCGACCUGGAGCCAACAUCUCUCAAGAGAAGCUGAAGAAUGGGGAUGCCUCACUCUACCUGCCAGCCGUUCAGCUGAGUGAUGCUGGAGAGUACUUCUGUAAGGUGGUGGUCACCCCUGAGAAGGAUGAGAAGAGUGUCCAGCUGGAAGUUGUGGCUACUCCAACCAGCAAAAUAUUUCUGGACCAAGCCCCGGAGAACUCAAGGCAAUGUGCACGCAUUGUGUGCAAGUGCAGUGGUUUUUACCCAGACUCUGUGAACAUAACAUGGGAGAUUUGUCUCCAGAAGGCAGCCCAGCCUCUGCCAAUAUCUGAAGGCAUCUUCACUGGUCCUCAUGUCCAGAAUGGGGAUGGGACCUUUAAUGUCACUAGCUAUCUGACACUGAAGUCUCCUCUGGAAGAUGCUGGGGCCAUGUACCAGUGUGUGGUGAGUCACGUUUCCCUAUGCACCACCCAGAGACUCAACCUCACGCUGAGUGGGACAGGUAAGCCUCUUUCUGGACGUGUUCCCUACUCCAUGACUUGAGGCAGUGCAACUUACACUUUGGCUCGCAGGCAUGCCAGGUGCUGCACUGGGAAUUGAUGGGGAAGGAGGUAAAACACGGGCUGGAGGG